Strigops habroptila (Kakapo) is the source of this 1293-nucleotide messenger RNA. RefSeq names its product neuropeptide FF receptor 2-like. The record is from RefSeq and is a predicted model, not a curated record. Gene Ontology annotation, biological process: regulation of cAMP-dependent protein kinase activity; G protein-coupled receptor signaling pathway; regulation of MAPK cascade. NCBI's taxonomy places the organism in Eukaryota, Metazoa, Chordata, Aves, Psittaciformes, Psittacidae. Gene Ontology annotation, molecular function: opioid receptor binding; neuropeptide receptor activity; peptide binding. Gene Ontology annotation, cellular component: membrane.
AGAAAAUGGACUCAAACUCUUCAUUCGAAUGGCCUCACACACCGAAUUAUAAUGGGACUUACAAGUACCUCUACUUAGAAGGCAAUGUCUCCUACGUGGACUUCUACCUUCAUCAGCCUUUAGUGGCAGCUGUCUUCAUCAUUUCUUACCUCCUGAUCUUCCUGCUCUGUAUGGUCGGCAACGGAGUGGUUUGCUUUGUUGUCCUGAGGAGCAAACGCAUGCGUACAGUCACAAACCUUUUCAUCUUAAACCUGGCUGUCAGCGACUUGCUGGUGGGAAUCUUCUGCAUGCCCACAACCCUCCUGGACAACAUCAUUGCAGGAUGGCCAUUUGGGAGCCUGGUUUGCAAGAUGAGCGGAAUGGUUCAAGGAAUCUCUGUUUCUGCCUCUGUCUUCACCCUAGUUGCAAUUGCUGUAGACAGGUUCCGGUGCAUCGUUGACCCGUUCAAGCAGAAGCUGACCAGUGCAACUGCCAUAGCCAGUAUUGUGCUCAUCUGGAUUCUGGCUGUCGCCAUCACGUGUCCUUCCGUGGUCAUGCUGCAGGUACAAGAAGAGAAGCAUUUCAGGGUCAUCCUUGGCUACGGCAAUGAAACCCGCCCCGUGUACUGGUGCCGGGAGGACUGGCCUGACCCAGAAAUGAGAAAGAUCUAUACAACAGUUCUGUUUGCCAACAUCUACCUGGCUCCCCUGUCACUCCUUGUUCUCAUGUAUGCCAGGAUAAGUAUUGCUCUCUGCAAAAUAGCAGUGCCUGAGGGGGGCAAAGACAGCCAGGAGCAGCGGCACAGCAGGUCCAAGAAGAAACAAAAAGUCAUCAAAAUGCUCAUUAUUGUGGCUUUGCUCUUCGCCCUGUCCUGGCUUCCUCUGUGGACUCUGAUGAUGCUCUCAGACUAUGCCAACCUUUCUGAUGUGCAGCUGCAGAUCAUCAACAUUUACAUCUACCCCUUUGCUCACUGGCUGGCCUUUUUCAACAGCAGUGUCAACCCCAUCAUCUAUGGGUUCUUUAAUGAAAACUUCCGCCGAGGCUUUCAGGCAGCCUCCAAACUCCAGCUCUGCUCCAGGGAGAUGGGUCACAGGGAGCUCUACUCUCAGCGAGGCCAAGGCAAUGCCAUUCUGCCAGCUGCCAAUGACCAGAUGCCCCAGGAUCAAGCUUGUCAAAAUGCAGAAGAGGAGGUGGGGAAGACAGUCAAGAAAGGAAAUUGGGUGAAUAACCAGCAGGAUUUGAUAAUGGAGGAUCUAGAAGAGCCCUGCAGUGAUGGGCUCAAGUGAAACGUGCUGUGAAGCCCUAAAUGACUUA